Gymnodraco acuticeps is the source of this 3432-nucleotide messenger RNA. RefSeq lists its product as uncharacterized. The record is from RefSeq and is a predicted model, not a curated record. The transcript is spliced from 2 exons. Bases 343 to 1995 code for a protein of 550 amino acids. Lineage: Eukaryota; Metazoa; Chordata; Actinopteri; Perciformes; Bathydraconidae.
UACAUCAAGUCGAAAAACUCCGUAAGGAAGAUACACACACCGUUUGGAUCCCCGGAAAAGAGGGACACACCGGAGCGGACAGACUGGGCCGGCCGUGAGUAAAUAAAUGGAAUAAAUCCGUGUACGCAUUGAUUGGAAUGUCGGACGUGUUAAAGUCUAAAAGGAAAUCAUAACGGCGAUGCACACAUUGGAGGAGGAUUGUAAAUACCUGUGGAUCGUCUGUGAAAAGACUGUGAUUGAAUUUGUUUGUGCAACAAAGGAAGCCAGUAGGCGUGCUCUGUGAGACUCAUUAAAGGAGCGCAACGUCUUUCACGCACGGCCUAAAAAACAAACAAAUAAAUAAUGUCGGACGAUCCCAGGACUUCUGCUGACGCAGAAACAUUGUUAAAAUCACUCAAAGCCUCCCACAGUGGGAAAUUAGGAGCAUGCACAAGGAAAAUGAACGAAAUGAAGGCCUUGCUUGUGGAGGAUGGGAAUGUGGAACAUGUGAAUGAAGCUUUGGAAAUGUUCAAACUAAAUAUAAAUGACUUGUGCAGUGUUCAUGGAUCCGUACAGCAGCUUUUAUCAGAGGAAGAGAGAGAGGAGGAUCAUGUGGACUGGUUUGAGCCAAAAAUGACACAUUUUGAAUAUUGUAUGAAAGAUGUGGAUGUAUGGAAAAGAGAAAAAAUUGCACAAUCAAAGAUUCAUCCCCAUGACAGCAUCUCUAAUGUUUCACACAAGUCAAGGAGCUCAAAAACCUCUUCAGUCUCCUCAGCAUGUAGAAGAGCGUCUGCUGAAAAGGCUGCCCUGCUAGCCAGAGCAGCUGGAUUAAAGGGCAAACAUGCACUGCUAUUACAACUGGAACAAAUGGAACUGGACACAGAAAUUGCAGCAUCUGCUGCUAAAAUAAAGGUUCUGCAAAGCAUUGACGUGGAGGAAAAAAUGGAGGAUCAAAUUCAAGAUGGAAUGAAUGCUUAUCUGGAGGAAAGCAAAGAAAAAAGCACAGACACUUUGGAUCCUGAAAUCUCAGCCAUGGAGUUCAUGCCAUUGGGUGCAGUGCCUAAAACACCACUUCAGAGGACUGUCAUUAAUCUUCGCAGCCCUCAGCAACCCACAAUACAGUUUAGACCUUUCAAAACGCCCACAAUGCAUAGCUCCACCCAACGCAAUGAAACCCAUGAUAACCUGGACACUGUUAUACAGAGACAGAGAGAUAUUGCUGACCUCAUCAUUAUGCAGCAGAAACUUACCUUGUUACCAACAAUGGAGAUAAAAGUGUUUGAUGGUGAUCCACUUGAAUAUCAGUCCUUUAUGCGAGCUUUCGAACACCUUAUUGAGGAUAAAACAGCUAGCAGUCAUGACAGGCUCUACUUUCUCGACCAGUACACUUCCGGCCAGCCCAAAGAUCUCGUUCGCAGCUGCCUGCAUAUGGAUACCCAAAGAGGUUACACAGAAGCCAAAAAGCUAUUAAAGGAGCACUUUGGGGACGAGAUCAAAGUAACCAGCGCUUAUUUGGAAAAGGCAAUGAACUGGACAUCAAUUAGACCGGAUGAUGGCAAAGCGCUUCAGGCAUAUGCAAUGUAUUUAAGAGGAUGCUGCAAUGCUAUGCAAGAUUUAAAGUACAUGGAUGAACUAGAUAUUCCUUCCAAUCUAAGAUCAAUAAUAUCUAAACUCCCUUACAAACUGCGAGAAAAAUGGCGGACAGUGGCUUAUGAGAUAUUACAGAGAACAAAGGAGAGAGCUAGAUUUCGUGACCUUGUGGAGCUUAUGGAAAAACAAGCUAAAAUACUCCUGGACCCAUUAUUUGGGGAUAUACAGGAUCGCCACAUCUCUAGCCCAAGGAUGGCCACUAGGAGCCAACCCAUGAGCCACAGAACACCUAAAAGUAGAGGCAGCAGCUUCACCACCAUCAUCGCAGCAGCAUGUGAUCAGGAGAGCAGCGUGGCACCUUCAAACAGCCACAAGGGGGCAGUCCUGCCUCUUCUUGCUACUUUUGUAAAGGCAAGCACGUGCUGACUGAUUGCCAUCAGUUCAAACAUCAUCCACACAAGGAAAAGGUUGACUUUUUGAAGAUUAAUGGUUAUUGUUUUGGAUGUUUGAUGAGGGGUCAUAUGAGCAGGAACUGUAGGAAAGGGCUGACAUGUCAAAAGUGUCAAAAGAGCCACCCAACAAUACUUCACAUUGACAGUCCACUUCUACAAAAGCCUCCCCCUACUGAAACAAAAGGAGCUUGGGUCAACAGUGUACUUGUCUCGGCUGGUGAAGCUACUGGGGCCGGUAGGGAUUGUGCCCUAGCCAUAGUGCCUGUUCGAGUCAAGGUUCACAAAGGAGAUAGUUUAUCUCAACCUAUGCUUUUCUUGAUCCCGGCAGUUCAGCGUCAUUCUGCACAGAGAAUCUAAUGAGACAGCUGAAUCCCAAAGCACGAAAAACGACAGUCGUUCUACGAACAAUGGGUCAGGAACGACUUGUAAAGAGUUACGAACUCAAAGGAUUGGAGAUAGGACAUUUAGAUGGCAGUACUUACAUUGACCUACCUCAGGUGUACACACAGAGUAAGAUUCCUGUCUCAAAAGAAAAUGUACCUAUCCAAAAGGAUCUGGAAAGAUGGCCUUAUCUAAGUGACAUACAGCUGAAAGAAAUUGAUGCUGACAUAGAGCUUCUAAUAGGAGUUGAUGUUCCCAAGGCAAUGGAACCUUGGGACAUAAUAAGAAGUCAAGGAAAUGGGCAUAUGCAGUCAGGACAGUGUUUGGAUGGGUGGUAAAUGGACCACUUAACGCUUGUACUGCUGUGGAAUCCGGACCUGUGGUCACAAUGGUCAACAGAAUAUCAGUAGCCAACCUGAAUGAUCUCAUCACACAAUACAAUCAGGACUUCUCGGAAAAAGAUUAUGAAGAGAAGAAGGAAAUGUCAGGUGAAGACAAAAGGUUCAUGGAGAUAGCAUCAAGCUCAGUAGAACUCAAGGAUGGACAUUAUCACCUACCCUUGCCUUUUUGAAAAAAGGACAUAGUUAUGCCUGACAACUACGAAAUGGUAAAACAACGUACUCUAAAUCUCCUAAAGAGGUUUAAGAGGGAUGCAGAACUUCAUCACUUCUGUGACGCAAGCGAAAAAGGUUACGGCACCACCAGCUAUCUUCGCUUUACAAACAGUAUGGGAAGGGUCCAUGUUUCAUUUAUUUUGGGAAAAUCCAGAGUGACUCCACUCAAACAGAUCACUAUUCCCAGAUUGGAGCUUACUGCAGCAACACUUGCAGUAAAGGUGGACAGGAUGUUGAAAAGGGAGCUUAAAGUGGACCUCAACGACUCAACCUUCUGGACAGAUAGCACCUCUGUCCUCGGAUACAUCAGCAACCAGACUAAACGAUAUCACACAUUUGUGGCAAACAGAGUUUCAGUGAUCAAGGACCUGUCUCAGGAGAAGCAGUGGAGGCAUGUGAGCUCCAUAGACAACCCU